GUCACCCCACAGUUAUGGAUAGCCCACGGAUAUGGAUCAAAUCUGUAGGAAAACUAAAAUUUCAGCAUAAUGAAUUGUCAAAAUAUCGCGUAAAUAUUUUUACAGUGCAGAACAGUUAUCAAUGCUUCUUCAUGCAUGCCAUUAUGCUUUCCAACUGCAUUCUAUGCAGCGAGAAACGUCAAAGUUGCAGUCACCGAUUCGACGCAUCCAGUUUUAUUUACAUUUUGAGCUUCCACGUAACGCAGGUGCUUUUCAUUCAGAAGGUGUUUUCGAGUAUAUUAACCAAUAUAAAUCUGGAACAGAUGUACGGUUCGUUAACUACAGAAAAAUGAAGCAAAUCCGCAAAAUCCGGAAGCAGUACGAUGGUCAGAUUCUCGAAGAAGCCGUUCGUGAAGCCAAGAAAGUCAAAAACAUCCGGGACACAUCGAAAAAGUACAACAUCCCAUUCACAACACUUUACCGACAACUGAAAAACGAAAAGGGGAAAGAGAGACCUGGCCCGGAUCCGGUUUUGCUGCACGAGGAAGAGGAACGCAUCAAAAACUGGGUGUUUUACAUGGCGAGGGCCGGCUUUCCAGUUUGCCAAAUAGAUGUAACACACACGGUUAAGGACUACGCCGAUAAAAUAAGACGACGCAACGACCGUGAAAUUCCCGAUUCCUUCCCAAGCAAAAACUGGAGUCAGCGUUUUAUUGCCAGGCAUCCGGAGAUUCGUCAAAAGUUGGUGAACAAUCUUUCAAAAGCAGGUGCGAAAGUGACAGAACCUCAGUUGCGGAAUUGGUUCUUCGAGGUGGAAGAAUUGCUGCGUCAGGAUGGUAUCGAUACAUCUAUUUUUGAUAAUCCGGAACGUAUUUUGAACUUUGACGAGUCUGGCUUUCAACUCGUACCAAAGCGCUAUAAAGCAAUAUGUUCGGAUGCCGAAAACACCUAUCUUGUGACCAGCAAUUCGGAAAAAGAUUGCUACACUGCUUUAUUUGGCAGUACGGCGGCUGGAGAUUUGACACCACCGAUGAUUCUGUACCCAGGAAAGCGCAUAAGUAGAGAUAUGGUCGAAAACGUUCCAGACGGAUGGUCAAUUGGAGUUUCAGACGAAGGAUGGCAAACUUCGAAGACGUUCUACGAGUAUAUAGCGAACGAUUUAUACCAGUGGCUGCAGAAGAGAGGAACUGAAUUUCCGGUUUUGAUAUUUGUUGAUGGACACAAGAGUCAUGUGAACAUGGAACUAGUGGAAUUUUGUAUACAAAAAGGAUUGAUCCUUGUCUCCUUGUAUCCAAACUCGACACGCAUCUUGCAGCCACUGGACAGAAAUUUUUUCAGAUUUUUCAAAAUAAUUCAUCCUAGUUUUCUAAUUUACAUUGAAAGAAAUUGAAUAUCCGUUCUUAUACUGGUUUCAGAAUUGAUGUAUUUAGAUUAGGCAAUUUUUCAUCGAUUUUAUCAAUGUGAACUAUGGCUUACGUGAUCCAUAACUGUGGGGCAACUGUAUUUGACAAAUGUUUAGU
Molecule: messenger RNA, 1499 nt
Organism: Aedes aegypti (yellow fever mosquito)
Lineage: Eukaryota; Metazoa; Arthropoda; Insecta; Diptera; Culicidae
Exons: 3
Coding region: 122-1369 (415 amino acids)
Cellular component (GO): nucleus
Molecular function (GO): DNA binding
Source: RefSeq, a predicted model, not a curated record